GCCCCGCCCCUCACUCGGCUUUCUAUUGUCUUGUCAACAGAGAGCCGCUACGCUACGCUACGAGUUAGCAAAGGCGUUAGCAUUAGCAGCCGGCCACGCUGGACCUUGCUCUCCGUGUUCGAGUGAGAAGACGCGAGAUCACACAUUGGCCGCCAGGGUUGUUGCUGCUGCUGCUUUGACUUCCCCGUCAAAGCAACCCCGGAGUUGGAAGGAUGUCGCGCGUUCUGUGAGGAAGCGGAGACCGCGCCGACGCCAAGCCACGAAUGGUGUGGACGUGCAGGACGAGAAAGACGUGCAGCGGCAGCAAUACCAGCAGCAAAAGCGUGUAGGGCGGAUGGACGCGCGCGUGGGUUGCCACCGCCCCCGCGUGCACGUUUAGCCACCCGGCCCAAUGGAGAAGAGGGACAGAAAGCCGGGAUACUUUGCCAGGCUGAAGAGGCGCAGGCAGCUCAAGCAGAGCCCGUCGGAGAAAAGCGGGAGCGAGCGCGGCGCGCCGGUCAUCGCCCCUCCGGACAUCCCGAACGACGGCGAGGCCGAGGCCGAGGCCGGCCCGCUCUCGCAUCCGGUCCCGCCGGCGGCUGGCGGCUUGAAAAGUAGUCCCAAGCCGGCCAAGAGGGAGAAGAGGAGGCCCCCGGGGACCGCCGAGUUCAUUGUGGGGCCCGAGGACUCCCUCAACAGCAUCGCCCUCAACUUCAACGUCACCCCCAACAAGCUGGUCCAGCUGAACAAGCUCUUCUGCCACAGCGUCUACCCCGGUCAGAAGCUCUUUGUCCCCGACGCGGGCCGGGCCGAUUUCAAUUGCCGCGACGCCUCCGAGCCGGCCCUCGCCGACGGCCCCUCUGCGGAGACCACCGCGGAAGACGGGCCAAAGCGCAGGUCGGCGCGGCCCCUCCGACGCCAGCUCUCCCCCAAUUCGGAGGACGAGAGCCCGGCGACGGUGAAAUUCAUCAAGAUGAGCUGCAAGUACUUCAGCGACGGCAUGGGAGUGGUGGGCGGCGUCCUGAUCGUGACGCCCAACAACAUCAUGUUCGACCCGCACAAGUCGGACCCGGUGGUGAUCGAGCACGGCUGCGAGGAGUACGGCCUCAUCUGCCCCAUGGAGGAGGUGCUGUCGGUGGCGCUCUACGACGACGUGUCGCGCAUGAAGCUGAAAGACGCGCUGCCCUCGCCCGGCGAGCGGGAGCCGGACCCCGAGCGGCCCGUGGUGCUGGACGACCUGCGCUCGGCCCUCCCGGAAACGGCUGGGAAGGCGCUCGGUCGCCCCGGUCCCGUCGCAGUCGCCGCGGAAGGAGAGCCGACCGAGCGAGCGGAUGACCGGGGCCUCGACCGAGAGUCGGCCCGAACGGCGCCGGCCCAAGAUGAGGGCUCCUCGGCACCCGAGCCGGCGGCCGAGGAGGACGGACGGAGCGAGAGCCGCGACGCCCUGGUGGGGUCCCGGCUGCUGGAGAGGAUUCGGGCUCCCAUCCCAGACAUGCUCCUCUCGUCCGAGGAGAGGAGUCGGACCCCCCCCAUGUUCCUGUGCUUCAAAGUGGGAAAGCCCAUGAGGAAAUCCUUUGCCGCCGGGACCACGCGCGGCCCGGCGCCUUCCUCGGGAAAGAAGGCGGAGUACUGGUUUGCCGUGCCGCAGGAGAGGGCCGACCACCUGUACGGCUUCUUCGUGCGCUGCUCUCCCGACGUGUACGGCAAGGAGGCCAGGGAGCAGGGCUUCGUGGCGGUGGAGAAGGACGAGCUGGACAUGAUCGACGACUUCUUUGGCGACCCCGCCUCCUGCAGCUGGGAGAUCAUCACCAUCGACGAGGCCAAGCGGAGGCGGAGUUUCGGCAGCGGCGAGGGCCAAGCGGCGGCGUGCGGGCUCCCGCCGUUGAGCGAGGCCAGCGACCUCCUGCAGGACACGCACGUGGAGAAGCUGGCCUGCCGCUUGCCGGCUCGCGUGCACGGUUACCCGUGGCGGCUCGCCUACAGCACGGGGAAACACGGCACGAGCCUCAAGACGCUCUACCGGAACCUGCUGGACGUGGACAGUCCGGUUCUGAUGGUCAUCAAAGAUGUGGACAACCGGAUCUUUGGAGCGUUCUCCACUCAUCCCUUCAGAAUCAGCGAGCACUGCUACGGCACCGGCGAGACCUUCCUCUACAGCUUCUGUCCCGAGAUCAAGGUGUACCGCUGGACGGGAGAGAACUCGUACUUUGUCAAAGGCAACGUUGACUCGCUGCAGAUGGGAGGAGGCAGCGGUCAGCUGGGCCUGUGGCUGGACGCCGGGCUGGACCGGGGCACCACCAGCAGGUGCGCCACCUUCGACAACCAGCCCCUCUCCGCCCGCCGGGACUUCAACGUCCACAGCCUGGAGGUGUGGAGCUUCCAGUAACUGCCGCGGACAUUGUCGGCCGGGGGCGGGGUCCAUCCCUGGACCCCGACCGGCGCUCCUGGCUUACCAGCAUGCACGCCGCCUCCGUGCGGAGCCCCGAAGCCCGAGCUUCAACCCCCGCUGAGCAAAGGGACGUAUUUGCACGCCUGCCUCCGCAAUGACCGUAUGGGGCCAAAGCCGCUUUUAAUGGCGAGAGAGGAGGAAAACUUGCAGCACGCUGGACCUUGGAAAACGCACGCGCUCAAACACUGUUCAGAGUAGGCCUCCCCAGGGGCACGGACACCAGUAGGAUUUCUUAGUGGCGCUCUCGCUCAAGACGCUUCUUGCUUCCAAAAAACAAAAGGCAACUGGGUUGCUUGUUCCUCCGGCAAGAACACGUUGCCGGCCCCGAUGGCCUCUUUGCCGUCCCGGUGAAGCGCAACUGGCCUCGGCUCGCCACACGACGACAAAGGAAGCGAAGAGGGGCUUUGCAAAAGCGUAUCGAGUUGAAGGAAACGGAAGGCGAAUGUUGUCACUUCCCCCUCAGAGCUGACAAAUUGUGCACUUGCGCUCCUCUUGGUGUGAGCGAGCCAGCCUGCCCAAUCACAUUUGCGCAUCAACGGGACCGUAACGCGGCUGCCGUUCCAUUCGCGGACCAAAUCGCUUUCAUUUCUUCCUUCAUAUUUUGGUUUUCAACACAUGUACUUUUUACUGAGAGUUUACUUUUUACCAACGAGCACGAUACAAAUGGUUCCCCCAUCCCGCUCCUGUUUAGAGAAGCGAUUCAUCGCCUUUGCACUUCCGACAGCUUUGAAAAGGCACGUGGAGUACAUCUGAAGAAACGCAAAAAGGGAGCCCGUCGUUUGUCGCUGCACUCUGACGUGCUGCUAGAAUUCAUCGUGUAUUUGAUAUGCUGCGCACUCAUCGGUACGGUCGCGUGCCAUCGUGAUGCCACUUGUGCGUCUUUUGCUUCUGUACUUGUUACUGUGAAGUCGUCUCAUUUCUUGUGAACCCCCAAAGCUGCUGCUGCUGCUGUCUUGUGUGAGUGAGGCUGAGGCUCUAUUAAUUCUGUCACGGCAACGACACUUGAACGGGAAUAAACGCAGUGUGGCUCUUUACUGCUCAUUUUGAA
Molecule: messenger RNA, 3476 nt
Organism: Hippocampus zosterae (dwarf seahorse)
Lineage: Eukaryota; Metazoa; Chordata; Actinopteri; Syngnathiformes; Syngnathidae
Gene: ncoa7b
Product: nuclear receptor coactivator 7
Exons: 16
Coding region: 392-2365 (657 amino acids)
Biological process (GO): response to oxidative stress; regulation of transcription by RNA polymerase II
Cellular component (GO): nucleus
Source: RefSeq, a predicted model, not a curated record